CAAAGUCCAUCAACGCCUUUUCUCAAGAUUCUUUGCUUGAGGCCUGCGGAGCCAAAGGGCGGCACCGUCGAACGCAUCGUAAGUCCCGCGUCCUGCGUUCUCAGUUUCACCAACAUGAAGAUAACAUCCAGUGGGUGUAAUAACAAUAAAACACGCCCUUGUUUGCGAGGAGUAGACAAUAAAGCAACAAAUAUUACAUUUAGGAUGCAAACGAAAUGCCGUGGAAAUGAAACUCAUCUGCAAAUUCAUAACAAAAUUACUAAAAUUAAAAGUGCGGUUUGACAAACUGAGGAGAAGUGUGAAGAAGCAAAGGAACAAGAACAUUUCACGGGCAAACAGGGGAACCAAGUUGUUUACGUUCGUGCUGAUUCAGAUCUCUCUCCAACAGCGCAAGUCGUCAGCUUCGCCUCUUCACAGCCAGCUGAAGAUGUUCAAUUAGAAGCAGGGAAGAACAUAAAAGUGCCAGUUUCAUUCAAUUAUGAACCUUCACUCACUGUCUAACAUGGCAGUUCUAACCCGUCUGCUGGUAGCCAUCCUAUGGUUUGGUUCUUUAGCGACAGUGACAGCAGCUGAAAAUACUGGUUUUUGUGCAAUAGACAAGCCAAAAGAAGACUGUGGCGACUCAGUGGAAGAGAAAGACACAUUCUCAUCGCCAUUAUCAGUACGCUACCUACUCUAUGAUGUUAAUCCACCUGAAGGGUUCAACUUACGGCGUGAUGUAUACAUGAGACUUGCAAUAUUCAUGCAUAGGAUAAAAAAGAAAGAAAAUUGGAGAUUAGUGCUUCCCCCUUGGAGUCAGCUGUACCAUUGGCAAUCCUCAAAUGUCGGGGAACAAAUUAAGCUACCCUGGAGGAUGUUUUUUGAUGUGAAGAGCCUCCAGAAGUUUGCCCCUGUGAUAGAAAUGGAAGAAUUUUUAGGAAAAAUACCAAAACACAGACCGGCCAUUGAUGAGGUGUAUAUUCUUCAACACUACAAGGACAUGUGGGAUGAAGGAAAGGAAUGGCAAGACCGUUGGAGCAUUGAAGCCUGCAUUGAAAGUACACCAUAUAGUAAAUCUGGAAAGGCAUUCAAGGGACCUUUUUGGACCUACAAAAACUUAACAGCGCAGAAAGUAGAAUGUGCUUCAUUUCAAGGGCAUGCUACACUUCUUAAAGGAUUAUUGAAUCAAAGCAAAGCUAAAGUGGUAAUGAUUGAUCAUGCAGAAGUUGCUUUGCAUGACACAUAUGGAGACCAUGUAUAUUGGGAGUGUCGUCGCAGUAUGAGAUUUGCUCACCAUUUAGUUGAGAUAGCUAAAGGGUUCCGCAAAACACAUUUGGAUUCUUCAGAUGACUAUGAUGGAAUAAACAGACCAGAAGAUUGGCUUGAGGAGAAAGAACAGACAACCAGAGGAGGGGGACCAUACCUUGCCGUGCAUCUAAGAAGGAAAGAUUUUCUCUGGGGCCGUGCCAAGCAGGUUCCUGACCUUCAAUUUGCAGCAGAGCAGAUAGAAGAAAAAAUGAAGGAGCUGCAAUUGCGGAAAAUCUUUAUAGCAACUGAUGCCCCAAAAGCAGAAUUUGCAGAACUAAAAACUCAUCUUUCAAAGUUUAAGGUUUUGCGCUUUGAACCAUCACCAACUCUGAAAUUUGAAAUUAAAGAUGGAGGUGUUGCUAUAGUAGAUCAAAUAAUUUGUUCUCAUGCAAAGUAUUUCAUAGGUACCCAUGAAUCAACGUUUUCCUUUCGAAUACAGGAGGAAAGAGAAAUAAUGGGAUUCCAAAGGAACACAACAUUCAACCGUUUGUGUGGAAGAGAAGAAGGUUUCCCGUGCACACAGCCAACACAGUGGCCAAUAGUUUAUAAGUAAAUAAUAGCUAACCAAGUUACUAUAUAAAAAAAAUAAAUAAA
Molecule: messenger RNA, 1881 nt
Organism: Frankliniella occidentalis (western flower thrips)
Lineage: Eukaryota; Metazoa; Arthropoda; Insecta; Thysanoptera; Thripidae
Product: GDP-fucose protein O-fucosyltransferase 2
Exons: 1
Coding region: 479-1840 (453 amino acids)
Biological process (GO): protein O-linked glycosylation via fucose
Molecular function (GO): peptide-O-fucosyltransferase activity
Source: RefSeq, a predicted model, not a curated record